AUGACCAAGUCGGUGUCGGAGGCAAAGCUUUUGAUUGAGAAUCUCGCUGCUAGUGAUGCCAAUGCGUGCCCUGACUACAAUAGAAGCGCGAGGACCACGAGCUCAUCAGAAUCAGCUCAAAUCUCGGAGCUAAAGAACAUGGUCUCGCAACUACUUAAAGGCCGGCAAGGAGUUCACGCCAUUGAAGAUGCCCUAGCCACAAAUGAAGACACUCUCAUGGAUUUCAUGAGAGAAGCCACUGAAGAGAAUCUAGAGGAAGUCAACUACAUUGGAGGAAACUAUGGGAAUAGAGGAUUCAAUCAACCAUUUCGAGCUCAUCCAAACCUAUCAUACCGGAGCAACAAUGUGGAGAAUCCAAGCGACCAAGUUUACCCUAAUCAAGGAGCGUAUCAAGGAGGCCAAUACCAAUCCAAGCCACGACAAGUCUAUCCAAGAGGGAUGUACCAAGUGAAGCAACCGUUCACUUUUUCUCAAGAAACAAAUCCAACCCAAACCGGAGAAAAAUUUGACGUGGCCUUGAAGAAAUACAUGGAGGAACAGAGGUCAUUUGGAGCUAAUUGGAACAUUGCCUAUCACUGGAGACUAGUUGAGGAAGGAAAGACUCUGUCUGCCCCAUGUACGGACCCGCACUCGGUCGAGCUACUUUCGUCUGGAGGUGGUUUCAUGUCAUUCGGACCAGCGGUUCAGAAGAUACGACGAUAUUGGUUGGACUCGACCCACCAGCUCGACCGGCCAGUUUCCAACUCGAUCGAGCUGCUUUUCCAGGAGUCAAAGUCAAACCCGAAAAAUGUUGCUUCCCUUUGA
Messenger RNA from Microthlaspi erraticum, 804 nucleotides. The record is from the annotation of a GenBank genome assembly. NCBI's taxonomy places the organism in Eukaryota, Viridiplantae, Streptophyta, Magnoliopsida, Brassicales, Brassicaceae.